GUGACGUGCUUAAUAUUUGGAAUAAAUUAUGAUAAUGAGGAUACACACUCAACACUCGUGACGUCACGUAAUUAGGUCCUAAAUAUAAAGUAUUGUUGGUGUUCUGCAUGCCGAGAUCAUCGCGAUGAAAACCGAUCUUUUAUAGGAUUAUGGAGUCCCAAAAGGUCCAGUUUGUCGGGGCGUCCUGUGGAAAACAUGGACCAUACACAUUUUACAAGGCGUUCAAAUAUUUUAGAGACAACAAAUUUAGAAUUUUAACACUUGGAGAAUUUUUCUUUCUGAAGAUAUUGAAAGAGGGCCCCAUUUGUAUAGGGGAACUUCAGUUGUUGUGGGAAAAUAGUCAGGAACACCAGAUUCUUGCCAGCGUCCGACUGUAUUAUCUACCAGAGCACACUCCAGCAGGAAGAGAAAAUUGCCAUGGAGAGCAUGAGAUCCUUGCCUUCUCGGAGAAGUUGAUCCUGAGGUUGGAUGACCUUGUGAGUCUAGUUUACCUAGAUCAUGUCGAGUGGGGCUUUGGUCUUGCCCUUCUUCAUGAAGACAAUGUGGAGGGUGAAGUCAAACCAACAGAUCCUCAGACAAAGUUCUUUGCUGACACACAGAACUCCGGACUUAUUAUGGAUGACGUCCAGAAGGAAAUUGAUGUACUGGGAGAACAAAAAACGACAUCUACCUGUGUGAAGGUGCUGAGUUUUGCCCAGUACUGCCGUUACCGGGCCAUCAUGAAGAGACUAGAAAACAUGGCUGACAAGUGUCUUAAACAGCAGAUCAUCUGUGCUCUAGGUGGCAUCACAUCCAAUAAUCAUAACAACCGUAUCAUGUUCUGUCGUGACACAUUUGAUGACCCGGAUCUUGAUGACCUUGAAGUACGAAUGGAUCAUUUAGCUCCAAAUCUUAAAGGACGACCUCGGAAGAAAAGAUCAUCGAAAAGUGAUGGCAACGGAGAAUCAGACAGCAACGAAACAUCUUCGGACAUAUCUACACCUUCAUCCAGAGUCAAAGCCAGCAAGAGAGAAUCUGCACUACGCAAUGGCUUUAGAUUUGACAAGGAUAGGAUCAGCAAAGACGAACAGGCCUUCCUGAUAGACUUGCACAAGUUUAUGAAGAAACGCCACACCCCUAUAGACAGAAUUCCUUCUCUGGGGUUUAAACAAAUUGACCUUUGGUACUUCUAUACCUACGCACAGAAACUUGGUGGCUAUGAACAGAUUACUAGGAAGCGAUUAUGGAAGCACUUAUAUGAUGUGUUAGGAGGAAAUCCAGGAAGUACUAGUGCUGCCACCUGUACUCGUCGACAUUACGAAAAAUUACUUCUGCCCUAUGAGCGAUAUGCACAGGAAGAGGUCACAAGAUCUACAGUAUCAAAUAAACAAAAGCGGAAGGCAGAACUUCUCGCCAAAGCGCGGGCUGAAGCUAAAGAGAGGCUUCAGGACGCUCAAGAUUCAGACUAUGAUUAUGAGGAGGAGCAAAAUCAUGCAUUUAAAAGAAGGAGGCGACCUCUUAGCCUCACUUCAGACAAAGUCCAACUCUGGGAGACGCUUCGCAAACACAAGGCUAUAGAACGAGACAAGUUGAAGAAAGUUUCUCGCAAUCCCAAAACUGUGAAAUCCUUAUUGAACAAUGCAGAAAAAGAGAAGUCUUAUAUGGAAAUGAUGGUAGAUAAUGGCGAAAACAACUUGACUGAAAACUUUAAAAUAAAAUCAGAAAACGUAGGGCAGGAGAAUGGCAAGCAAGAUGUGAAGUUAGAGAAACUAAAUGGUAGUAGUGCAGCAACAGACAGCCUGUCACAGGUCAGUGACAGUAAGAGUUUAGUAAGUCAGUCGAAACUUUUCCGUGCUGAUCCCACGCAAUCCAAUAAUAUUGUCACUGAGGCUGGCCUCUUACAGUUCGAUAGAACAAGACUGUCGCAGAUGCCUGGCCAUCCGACAUUACCGGGUGGAGGAAUGUUCUAUUCACCAUUUAUACAUAUGGGAGGUCUUCACCCUCUCAGUUUACCUGUUAUGCAUCAGAUGCCAGCUUCCAUGCAUCAACUCAUCCCAUCACCCCUUCAACCAGCCAAAUCUACAGCAGACAAGCCUGCUCCCCAUCACAGCACACAGAGCUCAGCUUCGAGAUCCUCAUCUGAGCAAAGACCAUCUGUCAUUCAGCAUGUACACCAGUCAAAGAUGGCCACAGGUCAUUUUUCAGGUUCAAAAAGAGACACCAGUCCUGCUCCUCAAAAGUCGAACCAGCAUGGUUCUCAUGUUUCCCCAACAUAUGUGGCUGGGGUCACAGCCCCUAAAGCACAUUCAGGAGGAUCCUCGUCACUACUGAAACGUUCAUAUAGCUCAUCAGUUCCAACAGAGGCUCACAUUCCAAACCCACAACGAACUCACCCCAACAAUAGAUCACUGUUAUUUGACUUUGAGGCACCAAAAAGACCAAAGAUGGAGACUCCGCCUGCUCAUAGUAACAAUAGUAACAGCAGUAAACAAGGUUCUGUAGUGUCUACUGAAACAGAACAACCGUGCGACCUCAGUAUGAAAACAUCACGUAAGAGUGUUAAUAGGGACGAUAUGUUGAGAGACAGAAAUGGGGAUUCUGUUGUAGAAAAGGGAAGUAACUCACCCGCCGCAUACCCAUUUUCUGUGAAAUCCUUGGCCCAGUCAUCUGUAUCAUCAUCACGUUACGCCAGUCCCAGCCUGUCCAGUCGCAGUCACCUGUUGUUGGAUAGGGUCCAUAGUCCAGAUGUUCAAGCCAGUGUGUACUCCAAAUCCUCAGUGUCCAGUCCAAAUAUACCACCAGCUUAUGGCAAUAAGUCUGGGGACCGACCCCUAGUACCACCACCUGCCCAUAGCAAUAAGAUAAGUGACAUUAGCCAUCCAUCAAAGAAGUCGUCAUCCUUGGCUCCUGCUCUGCCAUCAUCAGCUCCAGCAUCCAUGCAUUCUCCAACAGAUCCAUCGGGGCUACUCCAUCCUGCCUUCCCUAAUCAUAUGGUUCGUCCCCAGUUCCCACAGCAACAAUACUUCCCAUCACCAAUGCAGCUACAUCAAUUUUUUGAAGCACAAAUCCGAGCCAAUGCAGCUCAGGCUGCAGCAUAUGAAGAGAUGCUGAGUCAUGACCAACAAGGGCCCUACUCGACCAUGGCAAUGCCAAUGUUCAUGCCACAAGUCCCGCUUCAUGCCCAGGCAACAAAAGACAAGUCCCAUUAUGCACAUGCAAAGUAGUGUCAGUUUGCAUGAUGUUGUAUCAUUGUACUGUCAAGUCUUGUUAUUCUUCUUGCCACAAUUGAAGUAUCCCACUAUCUAUCUAGUAUUUUGGAGGGACUGUUCUGUAUAAAUUUCCCUGGUAAUCCAGUCAGUACGCAGUUUGGCCGCUCUAGCAGAGAAAUAUAAGUUUUAAGCUUAAUGAGACUUGGCUGUAUACAUGUAUGGUUUGAUAUUUUGUGAGGUCCUUAUUUAGAUAUUCAAAUAACAAUAUGUGGUCUUCAUUUAAAAGGCAGCUAAUACUCAUACUAUUUCCAUUAAAAAUCAUGUGAAAUUUUGCAAUAUAACUCACAGGUAUUGGUUUUCAAAUCUAUCUUAUGUAAAUGUGUGUAUCAUGAACAUUUAAUUGAUUCAUUUUGAUUUUUUCAACAAGAGAUGAUACUGAUAAGAUAGGUAGAUUCAUUUUUGACUGAUUCUAUACCUGUAUGUGGACAUAGACAUUUAUAUAAAGGGUCACAUUAUAAUAAUGAAAAUGGUUGUUGAUUUUGUUAAAGCCAAAUCAGGAAUAUAAAUACAGUUUUGUGUGAGAGUCUAGAGAGAAUGUUGUUGUGAUAUAAAACAUAUGGGCUUGUAAGUUUGAUUUCGCCAUGGGUUAUUGGAAUGUUAUCCAGUCACAGAGUCCAGUAUAUUGCCAAUUCCACUCUGUAAUUAUGUCCAGAGAGGCUAUAGAAAAUAUAAAAAUGAAGCCCAUGUGAUUGGUUAUUGACAUCAAUGCAAUGUUGUAUAUUAUAUUCAAUGGAAAAUUAACUAAUACGGAUGCAAUUUGUUUUUAACUACAUUGAAACAUGUUGAAAUGCUUGAUUUAAUAAAAAAAAAAAAAACAUUUUUUUUUGGAAUCAUGAUUUAUUAAAUUUAUCAAAUACAGAAUUUGACCCAAAUUUAUUCUUGAUGUAAUUACUAGUAUAUUAGUUUUAAAACUAAUCUCAAAAUAUAAUUCAACAGAAUUGGGUUUUGUAUCAAGUAAGGAAAACUUGAAUUCCUUAUAUUGAUAAUUAAAAGAAAGAUGAUGUUUAUCAGCAGAUUUUUUUUUUUUAUUAAAGUUCUAAAACUUAUGAAAACAUUAACGAUCUAAAUACUGUUCACUAGUAGUGAUGUAAAAUAAUAUUACCGUAGUUGAUUUCUGUUGGAAAUGGUAAAUACAGCUUGAAAUGGAUAUAAGUGUGUUUUAUUGAAAGUUUAAUUAUGGUUAAAUUGUAUUAAAUUUUAUCUAGCUUGUAGUUAAAAUGACAGAUUUGUAAGGCCACUUUUAUACAUUAGUUUCCAUUGAAAAUAACAAAUACUUACAAAAUGCUAAUUAUGGUUUUGUAUUAAUGAAAAACUUGUUGUAUAAAUUAUAAAUUCAUAAUUAAGUCCUGUGAAUUCCAAUAUAUUGAAAUAAAAUAUGUUUCUGUAUUUAAAGAACUGGAAAGUAUUGCUUUUAUCACAUGUUGGGUAAAUAUGUCCAAGCUAUAAACAAUUUGAAGUCAUUAAAAAAAGAGUUCUUCAAAGGUACAGAAUAGCCGGAAAAAAUUUCAACUUAUGUGGAAUGCCAUUUAAUGACUACAUGUCUGUUAGUUUUGUGUAAAGUUAUUGACAUAGAUCAUAUCUUUCAGACCUACCUGCGGAUGUCCCUAAAGAGACUCAAAUUUUGAUGCAUUUAUAACAUUUAUAAUCUUGAUAAAGAAACAAAAGUUGGCGCAAGUGAAUCUCAAGGAUAUUGUAGGUAGAUUGUCAAGAGAAUUCUCCAGUCAUGGUAAUUCUAUCAUGUCAAGGUUUCUCGAUUGAACUUGUUACUUGUUAUGUUUAUACAGUUUCAUAGUUAAAUUGUUAAUGCAUUUAUGAUGUUUAUCUUUCAAAAUUAGAUGAGUGAAGAAAUCCUAGAAUGCUGUUUAGAAAGUGUUUUAUUUAACACUGAAUGUGGAUAUGUAAGCACUUCAUUUGUUACAUCUCCCUGGCUUCUGUAGAGUUCAUUACUAUGGGUUAUACGAGUGUAUAUAUCAGUGUAUAAUUAAGCUGUACAUUACAAAGUUUUUGAUGAUAGGUUUAUAUUUUCUGUAGUGUAUCUUCUGGUGACCCUCAAAACGGGUCAAUUAACUGGGUUUGUUGGUAGCUUGUGCAAUAUCUUAACCAAGAAAAUGUUCUAGAACGAGAUGAUAAUUUUGUUAUUCAUCAACAAAUACCCAACCCUACAACACUUACAGAAUUCUUUGCAAUCUAUUAUGCAUUGGUGAAUCCAUUUGGGGUAAUUUUGAUAGUAAGUGCCUCGUGAAAAUGUACAGUUACUUCCCUUGUUUUACUCCUGCACUCUGAUCAAAGUAUAGGGAAGGAAAUAAAAGAAUCUGUUUGCUCUGUGCUGCCAUUUCUGUAGUUAACCCAUUUUAUGUUUGUAGUAAUGAUGAUAAUCACACCAGUGCCUUUGUGAAAGUUUCACGUAAACAGAUGAAAUGGUAUGUCUGUAUGGCCUAGAUAAUGUUAGUAAUUAUGUUAGGUUAAAAGCUUUCAUUUCUAAAGAUUUAACAUGAUUUUGAAUGAUACAAAAUACAUAUGUAUCACGAGGAUUCAGACAGAAACGAGAUAUGACCAUUAUUUGAUUUUGUUUUCUUUGUUACAUGUAUGUAUCUAGGAGAUGUCCAAAAAAAUCUUUGCGAAACAUUAUCUAAGAAAACAUUUUGAUUUGAUUGUAGUUUUGAAUAUAUUUUUUUCUUUCAGUCAAUGUUUUAGUCACUAGAACUUGCCAUCUUUUUUGACAGUGAGAAUGAAAACAACGAAAUGUUUGUUGGAAACAAUUUAAUUUGAAAAAAGUUACUUCAGCUAAUAAAUAGUGAAACAAAUGCUAUUAACUGGUUCAACAUUAUCGUAAUACUUGAUCCUUUGUGACCGCUACUCUCUCUUGUUGCUGUUAUGUUGAUUAGCAGAUUCUAUCAGUUUUAUUAUUGAACAUACAAUUGUGUGCACUUAAAUCAUGUACGAUACUAUUUAACCUUGCUAUUCAAGGUCAUAUUGAUAUUGUGUCUACAAAAGUUGAAGCUUUCUUCUUUCUGAAAAAAUUGUUCAUUAUUGCUAAAGGUAUUGUGCAAUAAGUUUUGUAAUGUGCACACCGAUAUUAAUGCAGGAUUUUUUAACAUUACAACAAAUUUUUAAAAGGAAGGUAUACUAUUAAAAUGGGUGUAUCAAUCUAAGUAAAAUCCCAAUGAGAUAUUGGAGGACAUGCUUGGACAAGUUAGAUCUUACUUGUAUGUAAAUUGAGGGAAUAAAAGAAAUACCCCGGUAAUCCCCAAUCAGGAGUAGGUAGGUAUGUUCCUUCAUUGUUUCAUCUACUGUCAAAUGAAGGAUUUUGAUCAUAGAGGAAAGGGACUCUGUUGAGAUGUGGGAGGGCAUGCCUGUCCAUGUUCGAACCAGCUUUAGUUCACCUAUGUCAAAUGAGGGAUUAAUAUUUCUUUGUUGUCUAUGAUUAGCUUGAAUCUACCCUUCUGUAGAAAUGUCGGUUUUUUUUGGUUGAUUCUUUUUAAUGACGCUAUCAAUUUUCUCACCUGAAAAUUUAUUGUCUUAAGAUUUUCUACCUCAGCUACCUGUACCAUACACGAAACUUUGUUGAUGUGAUGAUAAGUAAAUAACUCCUUAGUUAGAGAUUUAGCAGAUUUGAACAUGUAUAAAUAUAUAUAUAGCUUAGAAUGAGUGACAGAGAAAGAAAGGUAUUUAACUGAGAGAGAAUAAGCUAGGUUAUCAGAAUUAGAAAUAGGUUGUACUCGCCUUUGUUAACUAGUACAAUAAUGGCUUUAUUUAGCUCUGAUGCUGGACAUAUUUAGAUAUUGUCUGAAUGUCAAAAUGUGUAAUUUCCAUUUUGUUUCUCUUUCUCUUUUUAGUCCUUAUAAUUUGAUUGUUUGGAUAUCAUCUGCGAGACAUUUAAAUUUUAAAUCAAAUUUUAUUUUUUAAAUUUGAAAAAUCUUAUAUAUGUAAAGUAACAGAAGAAAUGUUUGGAAAUUCCCAUUGAUAUAAUGGGAUUAGAAGAAAAGAACCACAUUAAGAUUCCCAUGGCCCAUAUAUAAUAAGUAAAUGGCAUUCUCGCUCUUCCUAGCACCUGCUCUCAGAGAACAAGUGUAUAUAUGUUAUCUUUCUGUGAUUUACCAGUCAUUUGUUAACAACUGGAUCAAAUUGAACUGAGCUCAGUUAAUGCUUGUCCCAGUAUAACUUACUUAGGCCAAGACGUUGGUUCUUGGCCUGUAUAUUGUAAUAUGUGACUGUAGUGAAUAUGUUAUUGUUUUCAGUUUUUAGCAAUAUGUUGUGUAAAUAUCGAAGGAGAUUUUUUAUUAUGUAUUUACUGUUUGUUUGGUACAGAAUGAAAAAGUUCUGUUAACUACUUUCAUAUUUUGUAAGCAAUGCUGAAAAGAUGACGGAACAAAAAAGCCCAAUUUUCAUAUUUCAAAAUCAAUUACAUAUGGCAUAUCUGAGAAAAGUGAUAUGUAUUGAUAUUUCUCAUCACAUUUUCAUUCAUGUAUUCCCGGUAAUUCAUAUCCCUAAUUAAUUUCAUCAUCAGACAUGAAUACUGUGCAAUAUGUAAUUUAGCAGUGAGCUUGAGACCAUUUCAUUCUGUUAUACAGAGUUAUCUUUCUUGUAUAAUAACGAGAAUGGAAUCUUUUUACUGAGAAUACAUGUACAAGUAUAAGAUCAAGUUUGUUUUGUAAAAAAAAACAAAUUAAAAAAAAUCAAGUCCUAUAUAUACACCGAAAUACAUGCAAUAUUCACGUCAGAAAUAUUAAUGCAUAUUACACAGUAGAAAUUGUUUUCUUUGUCUGCAUUUGUAUACAAUGUAAUGUAGAAACUAAUAUAAAGUUAUGUUGCAAUUAGUCAUAAAUUGUUUAUGCAAAGGAAUUUAUAAUGUUUCAUAAGAGGUAUAUAAUUUCUGUGAUUCAACAUUAAACUUGUUGGAAAGAA
Molecule: messenger RNA, 8153 nt
Organism: Pecten maximus
Lineage: Eukaryota; Metazoa; Mollusca; Bivalvia; Pectinida; Pectinidae
Product: AT-rich interactive domain-containing protein 5B-like
Exons: 12
Coding region: 150-3203 (1017 amino acids)
Biological process (GO): regulation of transcription by RNA polymerase II
Cellular component (GO): nucleus
Molecular function (GO): transcription cis-regulatory region binding
Source: RefSeq, a predicted model, not a curated record